This is a messenger RNA of Budorcas taxicolor (takin), 1479 nucleotides long. RefSeq names its product gamma-aminobutyric acid type A receptor subunit alpha3 (gene GABRA3). Gene Ontology annotation, biological process: nervous system process; gamma-aminobutyric acid signaling pathway; synaptic transmission, GABAergic. Gene Ontology annotation, cellular component: neuron projection; synapse; GABA-A receptor complex. Gene Ontology annotation, molecular function: transmitter-gated monoatomic ion channel activity involved in regulation of postsynaptic membrane potential; GABA-A receptor activity; GABA-gated chloride ion channel activity. The coding region runs from base 1 to 1479 and encodes 492 amino acids. The record is from RefSeq and is a predicted model, not a curated record. The transcript is spliced from 9 exons. Lineage: Eukaryota; Metazoa; Chordata; Mammalia; Artiodactyla; Bovidae.
AUGAUAAUCACACAAAUGAGUCAGUUCUACAUGGCUGGCCUUGGGCUUCUCUUCCUGAUUAAUAUUCUCCCUGGAACAACUGGCCAAGUGGAAUCAAGACGACAAGAACCUGGGGACUUUGUGAAGCAGGAUAUUGGCGGACUCUCUCCAAAGCAUGCUCCAGAUAUUUCUGAUGACAGCACCGACAACAUCACUAUCUUCACCAGAAUCUUGGAUCGUCUUCUGGAUGGCUAUGACAAUCGGCUGCGACCUGGGCUUGGAGAUGCUGUGACUGAAGUUAAGACUGACAUCUAUGUGACCAGUUUUGGCCCUGUGUCAGACACUGACAUGGAGUACACCAUUGAUGUAUUUUUUCGGCAAACAUGGCAUGAUGAAAGACUGAAAUUUGAUGGACCCAUGAAGAUCCUUCCACUGAAUAAUCUCCUGGCUAGUAAGAUCUGGACCCCUGACACCUUCUUCCACAAUGGCAAGAAAUCAGUGGCCCAUAACAUGACCACACCUAACAAGCUGCUCAGACUGGUGGACAAUGGAACCCUCCUCUACACGAUGAGGUUAACAAUUCAUGCCGAGUGUCCCAUGCAUUUGGAAGAUUUUCCUAUGGAUGUGCAUGCCUGCCCACUGAAGUUUGGAAGCUAUGCCUAUACAACAGCUGAAGUCGUUUAUUCUUGGACUCUUGGGAAGAACAAAUCUGUGGAAGUGGCACAAGAUGGCUCUCGACUGAAUCAAUAUGACCUGCUGGGCCAUGUUGUUGGGACAGAAAUAAUCCGGUCUAGUACAGGAGAAUAUGUCGUCAUGACAACCCACUUCCAUCUCAAGCGAAAAAUUGGCUACUUUGUGAUCCAGACCUACUUGCCAUGUAUCAUGACUGUCAUCCUGUCACAAGUGUCUUUCUGGCUCAACAGAGAGUCUGUCCCUGCCCGCACGGUCUUUGGUGUCACCACUGUUCUCACCAUGACCACCUUGAGUAUCAGUGCCAGAAACUCCUUACCUAAAGUGGCAUAUGCGACGGCCAUGGAUUGGUUCAUAGCCGUGUGUUAUGCCUUUGUAUUUUCUGCGCUGAUUGAGUUUGCGACCGUGAACUACUUCACAAAACGGAGUUGGGCUUGGGAAGGCAAGAAGGUGCCAGAGGCCCUGGAGAUGAAGAAGAAAACACCAGCAGUCCCGACCAAGAAAACCAGCACCACUUUCAACAUCGUGGGAACCACCUAUCCCAUCAACCUGGCCAAGGACACUGAGUUCUCUGCCAUCUCCAAGGGCGCUGCUCCAAGCACCUCCUCCACCCCGACAAUCAUUGCUUCACCCAAGACCACCUAUGUGCAGGAUAUCCCGACUGAGACCAAGACCUACAACAGUGUCAGCAAGGUUGACAAGAUUUCCCGCAUCAUCUUUCCUGUGCUCUUUGCCAUUUUCAAUCUGGUCUAUUGGGCUACAUAUGUCAACCGGGAGUCAGCUAUCAAGGGCAUGAUCCGCAAACAGUAG